Molecule: messenger RNA, 457 nt
Organism: Musca vetustissima
Lineage: Eukaryota; Metazoa; Arthropoda; Insecta; Diptera; Muscidae
Gene: ATPsynE
Product: ATP synthase subunit e, mitochondrial
Exons: 2
Coding region: 171-419 (82 amino acids)
Biological process (GO): proton motive force-driven ATP synthesis
Molecular function (GO): proton transmembrane transporter activity
Source: RefSeq, a predicted model, not a curated record
UUCAUUUGACAUUUGUAUGUAGCCGUCUGUUUUGACAAUUGCAUUUUGACAUAUUUUAAGGUUAGAAAAUUUUAACAUCUCUUGUGAACUUGGUUUUCUUGUGCAAAAUUAAGCAAGCAGAUUUUCUCUACUGAUACCCUCGGUUGCCGCUCAUUACAUAACUUGCGAAAAUGUCUCAAGCUCCAGUCCGUGUAUCUCCCUUGAUCAAAUUCUUCAGAUGGUCCUUGUUGACCGUCGGUGUUGGCUACGGUGCCUUCCACCAAAACCGUCUGUCCAAGAAGGAGGAGAAGGUUCGCGAAAUCGAAGCCCAAAAGAAGGCUGUUCGUGACGCCAAAUUGGCCGAGGAGAAGAAAAUCAGUGCCGCUGCCGAAAUCCGUGCCUUGGAGGAAUUGAGCAAACCCGCUCCCAAGAAGGCAUAGAUUCAUCGCGAGUCAACACAAGUUCAUUGUAUAAUUAG